Messenger RNA from Neurospora tetraspora, 654 nucleotides. RefSeq lists its product as uncharacterized. Gene Ontology annotation, biological process: formation of translation preinitiation complex. The transcript has 2 exons. Lineage: Eukaryota; Fungi; Ascomycota; Sordariomycetes; Sordariales; Sordariaceae. The coding region runs from base 1 to 654 and encodes 217 amino acids. The record is from RefSeq and is a predicted model, not a curated record. Gene Ontology annotation, molecular function: RNA binding.
AUGUUCAAGAAGGAUAUCACCCCCUCGCCCAAACAAAAGCUCAAAUCCUCGAUCCAGCGCAACUUGCGCCAAUCGCUGCUGACCACCUACCCGCUCCUGAUGCCUUUCAUCGACGACAUCAUCCCCAAGAAGGCCUCGCUCGAGCAGAUCAAGCUUCCCGACCGCGUCUCUCUCUACGUCAUCGACGGCACCACCCCCUUGUUCUUCCAGGCCGACACGCCCUCGCAACAAAACACCAUCGUGCCCCACCUCAAGCUCGUCCACCGCUUCCCGCAAUGCUUCCCCACCAUCAGGAUAGACCGCGGCGCCAUCCGCUUUGUCCUGUCCGGCGCGACCCUGAUGGCUCCCGGUCUGACGAGUAAGGGCGGUCGUCUGCCGCUGCCGCAUGAGAGGCCGCCGAGGGAGAAGAGCGCUGCCGAGGCUGAGGAGAGCGAGAUCGAGGUGCCUAAUGAGGGCGCGGAUGAGGAAGGGCACUGGAGUCGCGAGCUGGAGAAGGGAGAGCCGGUUGUGGUUCUGGCGGAGGGUAAGGAGGAGGCUUGUGCUGUUGGUGUGCUGGUUGCGGGGACUAAGGAGAUUAAGGAAAAGGGUAAGGGCCCGGUGAUUGAGGAGGCGCAUUCCCUUGGUGAUGGUCUUUGGAGGAUGGCGUUGGAUUAA